Messenger RNA from Myripristis murdjan (pinecone soldierfish), 2135 nucleotides. Its product is annotated as anti-Muellerian hormone type-2 receptor. The transcript is spliced from 13 exons. Gene Ontology annotation, cellular component: signaling receptor complex; plasma membrane. Bases 295 to 1887 code for a protein of 530 amino acids. The record is from RefSeq and is a predicted model, not a curated record. Gene Ontology annotation, molecular function: transforming growth factor beta receptor activity; ATP binding. NCBI's taxonomy places the organism in Eukaryota, Metazoa, Chordata, Actinopteri, Holocentriformes, Holocentridae. Gene Ontology annotation, biological process: BMP signaling pathway; protein phosphorylation; cellular response to growth factor stimulus.
CGUGGGUUGUGUGAGCUUAUGAAACCUUUACAAAACUAAUGACAGAAACUGAGAAAUGUACGGUUGUCAAUGUGGCGAUUCUGAAACGUUCAUAUUAUGGAGAUACAAGGUUUUGUUGGGACAGCAGCGCUUCCUACUGGGGUUUUGAGUCUUAGAGCAAGCCCUGGCCAUUCAAAAAAAUUAAUUUCUGAGUUAGAUGUAUUAGAGGGACAAAAAGGUGGAGAAAGAAGAAAGAGUGAUCAAGAGCGAAGAUGCUUGCAAACUGGUGUGUGAUAGCGGGGGUGACAGUGGAAAAUGUGGGAAACUCCUCUCACAUUCCCAUGGCUGAUAAAUGAACACUCCUUGCAAGGCCAGUGUGUGCUCAGAGUGGUCAUGAUCCUGCAGCGGUGGCUCCUGAUUUUAGCUGUGGAAUUCAUCUUCCCAUGUAUAUCCGGCCGGGCUAUGGGUCAAGGCCGGCGCUGUGUAUUCCAGGCGAAGCCACAGAACAAGAAGUAUAGGAUGGCUGGAAAUGUGAGUGGGUCUGAGCAGCUCUGUGCACGUACCCACUGCUGUGUGGGAUAUUACCAAAUGGUCAACGGGCAGCCAGAGGUAGACCUGCUCGCUUGUGAUAUCGUUGAAAAGUCCUGCCCAGAUGCAACCUGUGCGGCAUCACCGCGCUUCAACAACAGGCUCAUAAAAUGUGUGUGCAAUACAGACCUCUGCAACAGCAACAUUACAUGGAAACCAAAGUCAGAAGAGCCUCAGCGCCCCUACUCUUACUCUGUAGAUAUAAUUAAUAUUACUGUAGCUAUCAUUCCUAUUGGAAUUGUCCUGUUCCUGUGCUGCAUGCUUGUCGCUGUCAAAUGCCUCCAUCAUGAGAACACUUCUCCUCAUGAUGAGCCUGGCACACCGUUGUGUUCCUGCCACACAGCAGAAACCUCUGAGAUAGACAGUGCCAGCGUAGAGCUGAAGCAGAUUGUGAGCCAUGGCCAUUAUGCAACAGUAUGGCAGGGGAACUAUCAAGGAUCCAUGGUGGCAGUGAAAGUUUUCUCUGCUGGCUGUAAACAUGAAUUCACCUCAGAGAGGGAGGUUUAUGAACUACCACUGAUGAAGCAUGCUGGGAUUGUCCGCUUCCUGGGUGCUGGGAGGAAAGCAGAUGGUGGGGAAUGGCUCAUAGUUCUGGAGCUUGCUGCGUGUGGCUCCCUCCACUCCUUCCUGUCUAAGCAGACAAGUAGCUGGAUGUCGUCACUGAGGUUGUGCCUCUCUCUAUCUCAGGGCCUUGCCUACCUCCACUCUAACCUUAACAGACACGGUGUACACAAACCUGCUGUGGCCCACAGAGACCUCAGCAGUUCCAAUGUGCUCGUGAAAGCUGAUGGUACCUGUGCCCUAACUGACUUUGGGCACUCCACCAUCCUGCACUCAUGUCCAGGGCAUAACAAGUGGCAGUGCUACUUGGGAAACAUGGAGAGUCCUGCUCAGGCGGGCACGCUGCGCUACAUGUCCCCUGAGAUCCUGGAAGGCUCUGUGAACCUCAGCAGCGGCUGGUGCCUCAUGCAGGGGGAUGUGUAUGCUCUGGGACUGCUGCUGUGGGAGAUCUGGAUGCGCUGCUCAAACCUUUUUGAAGGUCACGUCCAUUCAGUCCUGUCAGAGAGGUGGACAUGGUCAGGCGGCCUCAUUCCAGACCAUCAGCUGCCUUAUGAGGCUGAGCUGGGAGCCAGUGUAACUCUGGAGGGCCUCAUACUGCAUGUGUCUCACAUGGACAGGAGACCUCCCAUACCUAAAUGUUGGGAAGAUGUGCCACAGGGAUCUGCACUGCAGGAACUUGUAAUGGACUGCUGGGACCAUGACCCAGAUGCCCGGCUGACAGCUCAGUGCGUUGUGGACAGAAUAUUUUCUCUUCAGUGACUCCACAUGCUUUUUUUUCCCCAGACUGACUCAUAGUCAUCAGCUCGUUCUGAUAGCUCUCUUUCAGUGUCACUAAAGCCGCUUCAGAAUAUCUUCAUCAGAUUGAAGUGCACCAGCACGCCCCCUGAUUUGUAUGCUCUUUCAUCACUCAGUAUGUCUUCAUGUAUUCAUGUAGUAUUAAAUUAAUUAUCUUACAACAAUUCUCACAUUAGCCAGAAUUUAAAAUAAACAAAUAAAUGAAUAAAAAA